UAGUAAUUUCUUUCUCAAAAAAAAAAAAAAGCUUAUUAUUUAUUUAUGAAUCAUGAUAGUAUUUUGUUCUAUUUAUUAUUGUUUACUGGAUUUCUCUUUCCUACAAAAUAUUCUCUUGUAGAAGCAUUAGAUUUAGUUUCUUCUCUAUUUUGCUAUUAUUUUUAUUUAUUUCCCUUCUAUUUCAUAUUACAAAAAAAGAAAUAUAUUUAAAACUUAUUUGAUUCUUUCUACAUGCAUAUAUGAUAUGUAUAUUAAAUUUACAAAUAAAGAGUUUUUAAAAGGACAAUUCAUUGCAAAAAAAAAAAAAAAAAAAAAAAAAAAGAAAA
This is a messenger RNA of Cokeromyces recurvatus, 326 nucleotides long. RefSeq lists its product as uncharacterized. The transcript has a single exon. NCBI's taxonomy places the organism in Eukaryota, Fungi, Mucoromycota, Mucoromycetes, Mucorales, Mucoraceae. The record is from RefSeq and is a predicted model, not a curated record. Bases 46 to 210 code for a protein of 54 amino acids.